Messenger RNA from Megalobrama amblycephala (Wuchang bream), 2873 nucleotides. It is a transcript of the gene sagb, whose product is annotated as S-antigen; retina and pineal gland (arrestin) b. Gene Ontology annotation, biological process: signal transduction; G protein-coupled receptor internalization. The transcript is spliced from 16 exons. Bases 1215 to 2372 code for a protein of 385 amino acids. Lineage: Eukaryota; Metazoa; Chordata; Actinopteri; Cypriniformes; Xenocyprididae. Gene Ontology annotation, molecular function: G protein-coupled receptor binding. Gene Ontology annotation, cellular component: photoreceptor outer segment; photoreceptor inner segment. The record is from RefSeq and is a predicted model, not a curated record.
UAGUGUGUGAAAACUGUGAAUGCAUUUCAGCCACUCCAAACCAAAGCUCAAAAAGAGAAACAUUUCACAUUAGUUCAACCCUAAAAGGAUUUUGCCAUUAAAAAGCCAUAGAGCUAUUCAAGUCACAUGCUGAAAAUUCCUGUAUUUUUUGUAUAUCACAAUAUAUGUUGCAGGAAAAUAAGAUAUAUUAAUGUCAGUUUUUUGUUAAUAUUGUCCAGCCCGAAUUCUCACAAAUCAGCUGAUUUCCAGGCCUCUCUAUGGACAAAAGGGAGUUUGGCUGCCAUUUCUUGGACCCUGAAACCCGCUCAGACACUGUGUGCGUGUGAUGAGAGCGAUAAGAGGGUCUUUUCUCUGCGUGUGUAAUCCACUGCGCUGACAUCAGCACCGAGACUGCUGAGACCGACAACACGGGUUUAAAUCGCAGGGUUUAUCAUCCGAGCGCUCAGUGUUUCUCCAGCCCCCUCUUUCUUUGAUUACCCACACACGCAUGCAUUAGAGAAUGGAACGUUCCAGUCCUUUCUUCUGAUUGGUCAAUCCAGUGUUCCAGUAAGAGCCCAGCUAUUAACCUUAAUUUAUAUGACACUACUAGAUCUACUAGUAAAAGACGACACCAAUCAGUCUGAUUCAGAAUAUAAUGUUCUAAAAACAUACCUGGGACACUUUACAACAGGGUUUCAUUUCUUAACAGUAGUUAACAAAAGUUAACUGUAUUGCUCAUUAUUAAUGUUAAUGAGUAAAUGGAAACUUAUUGUAAAUUGUUAGUGAAACUAUAGAUUUGUAUGAUUUGAAAUCAUGCAAGAUAAUUUUUGUUUAAUCAUCAUUCCUGUAAACUUAGGUAAGGUUUGAAUCUACAUUGAGAAUCAACUCUUUAUUGCUUAGAUGGUAGGACCAUUCACCUCAGAAACCCUUUUCAGUCAUCAGAUCCCUCAUAAUCUGUCAGCGCACGCCUUAUUAUUCUAAAUGUAUUUCCUUGUUGCUUAUUUGCCAUGGGUGUGAUAUAACAAUGAUUUCCAUGUGAUACAAUGAUUGGAUUAGUUGUGCAUCUUCAUUACUUCUGCAAGCCAGAGACGUUAAUCUCGCUGACGGUAAACGAAUGGCUAGGCGGUGGGCGGAGUCACAGGUUACAAAUACUGGCCCUGAACACCGUCGUCCACAACAACACACUUUAACUGGACACACAACUGUAUCUGCAUCUGAACACAGACAGAGACACAAUGAGUCCCAAACACGUCAUCUACAAGAAACUCUCCAGAGACAAAUCUGUUGGCGUUUACAUGGGGAAACGGGAUUUCGUCGACCACUGCGACUUUGUUGAUCCUGUUGAUGGUGUAGUGCUGAUCGACCCAGAGCAGGUGAAGGGAAAGAAAGUCUACGUCAUGUUGUCCUGUACAUUCCGAUACGGUCGGGACGAUAUGGACGUCUUGGGAAUUGCGUUCCGCAGGGAUAUUUUCCUGUGCACACGGCAGGUCUAUCCUCCUCUCCAGGACAAGGAACGCAGCAUUCACACCAAAGUGCAAGAGAAGAUCCUGCGUAAGCUCGGAGACAAUGCGUAUCCCUUCUUCUUUGAGUUUCCAGAUAACCUGCCUUGUUCUGUAGCCCUGCAGCCGGCGCCGACAGACCCAGGAAAGCGCUGUGCCGUGGAGUUUGAGGUGAAGGCGUUCUGUGCAGAAAAUCAAGAUGAAAAAGCCCAAAAGAGGAGUACAGUCCGGUUGGCCAUCAGAAAGAUCCAGUAUGCUCCAGAUAAAGGCGGCGCGGCCCCGAUGGGCGAGACCACCUGUGAAUUUGUGAUGUCUGAUAAACCGCUGCACAUGCGUGUCACUCUGGAGAAAGAGACGUAUUACCAUGGAGAGGAGAUCAACAUCAGCGUGGAAAUUGACAACAGUUCCAACAGGAACGUGAAGGACGUGUCAGUCUCAGUGGAGCAGAUUACUAAUGUGGUGCUUUACUCAAAUGACAAAUACAUCAGCCCUGUGGCCUAUGAGGACACCAUGGACACAGUGCCCGCUGGUACCAGUCUGAAGAAGGUGUUCACUCUCUGUCCUCUACUGAGCAGUAACCGCGAGAGACAUGGAAUCGCUGUGGAUGGAAAACUGAAGCAUGAGGACACUAACCUGGCCUCCUCUAGCAUCGUAAAGGAUGAAGUUCUGAAGGAGAUUCUGGGCAUGUUGGUGGCCUAUAGGGUGGUGUUGAAGUGUAAUGCGGUGGGCGUCAUUGGAACCAGUGAGGUUGCCGUGGAGGUUCCCUUCAAACUCAUGCAUCCCAAACCUGAUCCAGAGAGUGACGACACAACUGACCUGGUGUUCGAGGAGUUUAAACGCUCAUAUCUGAAAGGAAUCAUCGGCGAUGAUGACGAAUCUCCGGCUGAGCCUUGAGAGCCUUCUCCAUGGAUGACACGUAUAUGUGUUUUGUGCAGGCAGAAUCGUGCGUAUAAAGAUUCAGAAGCAUUAGUGGAUGCAUGUUGAGAUUGUGUAGAUGAUGUGAUGUGUUUUAAUGCAAGAACGUUUAAGCCAGGUUAGAAAAACAAACUGGCCGAAUAAUCAUAUGCUGCAGACUGCAUAAUAUAGUUAAAUUGAUCUUAGUUGCUUAAUAUUUGCAUUUUGAUGCAUAAGAUGUAUUUGAACCAAAAAAUAAAGCAGUUCACCUAAAAUAAACCUUGUUUCAAGUGUGAACUUAGCUUCUUAGUACAAUAAAAUUGUAAAUCUAGAUCUUUCCAUAAGAAUAACUGAUAUCAGUACGUAAUUUGUUGUAUUUGUCACAAAUGGAUGUAUUAUAUAGGAAAUCAUUUUGCAGUGUACAUUUUUAAAGAGGUCAAUUCUGUUGUUAUUUGCUCUGUAUAUGCUUUGAGAGAAAAUAAAACUAUUUGUGACGGCAAA